Sarcophilus harrisii (Tasmanian devil) is the source of this 1061-nucleotide messenger RNA. Its product is annotated as zinc finger protein 460-like. The coding region runs from base 200 to 544 and encodes 114 amino acids. The record is from RefSeq and is a predicted model, not a curated record. Lineage: Eukaryota; Metazoa; Chordata; Mammalia; Dasyuromorphia; Dasyuridae. Gene Ontology annotation, biological process: regulation of DNA-templated transcription. The transcript is spliced from 3 exons.
GACCCUCCCAGACGGGGCUGGUGAGAAACAGGAAGUCUUUGAGCUGGGAUCCCUCUGCUUUCCCGCUCCGUGAUCCUUCCCUGCAGCAGAAACAGCUCUGCCUUCCCGGCGGGUUCAGGUUUCUCCCCUCUGUUCCCUUGGACCUUAGAUCCCUUUGAAUUCUGUGCUUGCAGCUCCCAGGGAGCCUGGAACCAAGGGAAUGGGCCUUGGGAGCCUCGGACCUCCUCAGGAGAUGGUGACCUUCAAGGAUGUGGUUGUGAACUUCACCCAGGAGGAGUGGGGACUCUUGGACAUCUCUCAGAAGUUGCUGUACAAAGAGGUCAUGUUGGAGAACGCCAUGAACCUGCUCUCCAUUGGUAACGACACUUCCCCUGAUAAUUGCAAGUCUACAAUCAAAGGGAAUAUCUUCAUUCCUCAGUUUGCAGGCUUUGGGGAUGGGGGAAGAGAAAAGAAAGGACUGGAGUUUGCAGUGUAUGAUAGGACUUGGGGAUGUCCUUUGUUGCUCCUGAAACUCUCUCUUACCAAUUCCCAGGCCAAAGAUUAAAUCAAUGUGGAACCAUCUCAAACACAGAACUAAUCUUGGAGAUCAGCCUAUACCUGGACAUGAAUUUUGCCUGCCAAAACUCUGAAAAUUGCUCAGGCAGCUUUUCCUUUCAACUCAUUCCCUUUUGCGAUGGGUCUAUUAUUUGGAAUAUUCUUUUUAACAAGCAUUAAUUUGUAGCCUAAAGCUACAAAACUUGUUCCUAGUAUAGGAAGUUAGUCCUUAAUAUUCCUUGUUAUUGACCUCAAAUUCCAGCACAAGUGAUAGGAAAGCAACGGAAGGGAAUAAGCAUUAUUUUUGCCUGCUAUUUGCCAGGUACUGUGCCAUAUGCUUUCUUUACAACACAGUAAUAACAAUAUUGUUUAAGAACAAUACUAAGUUCUAAGUACCUAAAUAAAGGACAAAACAAGAAAGGUGCAAUUUGCGUCCAGAGAAAAAACUGAUAGAAAUAUGGAUAGCAUAAUUUUAGAUACGUGUGUUUAUUUUAUAUAUAUAUAUAUAUAUAUAUAUUUCUAUCUAA